GCUGGGAGAAAAAUGGAUACAAGAAACCAUUCUUCGGUAAUGGAGUUUAUCCUUGAGGGGUUAACAGACCAGCGAGGACUCCAGCUCCCCCUCUUUUUCCUGUUUCUAUUGAUCUAUGUGGUCUGCAUGGUGGGAAAUUUGGGUUUGAUCUUUUUAAUCAGGGUCAGUUCUCAGCUUCACACACCCAUGUAUUAUUUUCUCAGUAAUUUGUCCUUCAUAGAUCUCUGCUACUCUACUGUCAUAAUUCCCAAGAUGUUGGUGAACUUUGUGUCAGAGAAGAAUUUCACCUCCUUUCCUGAGUGUAUGGCCCAGCUCUUUUGCUUCUGCUUCUUUGGUAUUGAUGACUCCUACAUGCUGACAGCAAUGGCAUUUGAUCGUUAUGUUGCCAUCUGUAACCCCUUGCUCUACAAUGUCACAAUGUCCCCAAGAAUCUGUUCUCUACUGGUCACCAGUGUGUAUACAGUGGGGGUCAUUGGAGCCUUGGUCCACACCAGCUACAUAUCUAGUCGAUCCUUCUGUGGAACUAACAUCAUCCACCAUUACUUCUGUGACAUCCUCCCUCUUCUGAAUAUAUCUUGCUCAAGAGACUACACCAAGGAACUCUUGGUGAUGAUUUUGGUUGGAUUCAAUGUAUUUGUGUGUGCUUUAGCCAUCUUCAUCUCUUAUGCCUUCAUUCUUUCCAACAUCUUACGGAUCCGCUCAGCUGAAGGUAGGUCCAAAGCUUUCAGUACCUGCAGCUCCCACCUUGCAGCUGUUGGGGUCUUCUAUGGCUCCAUCAUUUUUAUGUAUUUUAAACCAUCUACAAGUGACAUAAUACAGGAGAAGGUGGCCUCUGUGUUUUACACCACAGUGAUUCCCAUGCUUAAUCCCCUUAUCUACAGCCUUAGGAAUAAGGAUGUCAAAGAAUCCCUUAAAAGAAUUCUCAAUGGUGGGUAA
Suricata suricatta (meerkat) is the source of this 936-nucleotide messenger RNA. RefSeq names its product olfactory receptor 8D1-like. The coding region runs from base 13 to 936 and encodes 307 amino acids. Gene Ontology annotation, cellular component: membrane. Gene Ontology annotation, biological process: G protein-coupled receptor signaling pathway; sensory perception of smell. Gene Ontology annotation, molecular function: odorant binding; G protein-coupled receptor activity; olfactory receptor activity. The record is from RefSeq and is a predicted model, not a curated record. The transcript has a single exon. NCBI's taxonomy places the organism in Eukaryota, Metazoa, Chordata, Mammalia, Carnivora, Herpestidae.